This is a messenger RNA of Suncus etruscus (white-toothed pygmy shrew), 594 nucleotides long. It is a transcript of the gene AP4S1, whose product is annotated as adaptor related protein complex 4 subunit sigma 1. The record is from RefSeq and is a predicted model, not a curated record. Gene Ontology annotation, cellular component: intracellular membrane-bounded organelle. The transcript has 5 exons. Lineage: Eukaryota; Metazoa; Chordata; Mammalia; Eulipotyphla; Soricidae. Bases 47 to 481 code for a protein of 144 amino acids. Gene Ontology annotation, biological process: protein transport; vesicle-mediated transport.
UUAAGUUACCGCCAUAAGUUGCCUUACCACAGGACAGAAGAAGACAAUGAUUAAAUUUUUUCUCAUGGUGAAUAAGCAAGGGCAAACUCGGCUCUCUAAAUACUAUGAACAUGUGGAGAUUCACAAGCGGACACUGCUGGAAACAGAAGUUAUAAAGAGUUGCCUCUCUCGGUCCAGCGAGCAGUGCUCUUUCAUCGAAUAUAAAGACUUUAAGCUGAUUUAUCGACAGUAUGCAGCUCUCUUCAUUGUGGUUGGAGUUAAUGACACUGAGAAUGAGAUGGCAAUUUAUGAAUUCAUCCAUAACUUUGUGGAAAUUUUAGAUGAGUAUUUCAGCCGAGUGAGUGAAUUAGAUAUAAUGUUUAAUUUAGACAAAGUACAUAUCAUUUUGGAUGAGAUGGUAUUAAAUGGCUGCAUUGUGGAAACUAAUCGGGCAAGAAUUCUUGGUCCUCUACUGAUUCUUGACAAGAUGUCAGAAAGUUGAAAAGAAAAUGGAAGGCUCUGCCAGACAACCGUGACUUCCAGGAAGAGGGAACAACACCGAACAUCUCUCCACCUCUUAGCCCAGAAGAAUACAGAAGACCACACACUGCAAAA